Prunus dulcis (almond) is the source of this 1275-nucleotide messenger RNA. Its product is annotated as clathrin light chain 2-like. Gene Ontology annotation, cellular component: clathrin coat of trans-Golgi network vesicle; plasma membrane; clathrin coat of coated pit. Gene Ontology annotation, molecular function: clathrin heavy chain binding; structural molecule activity. The record is from RefSeq and is a predicted model, not a curated record. The coding region runs from base 209 to 1090 and encodes 293 amino acids. Lineage: Eukaryota; Viridiplantae; Streptophyta; Magnoliopsida; Rosales; Rosaceae. The transcript has 3 exons. Gene Ontology annotation, biological process: clathrin-dependent endocytosis; clathrin coat assembly; intracellular protein transport.
CCCAUCCGGAAAUAAAAAGGCAUGUGAAAUGGAUGUGGGCCCAACAUGUGUAUUGAACCCAUAUCUCAAAUUAAAGCCCAAUAUUUCGGCCCAGCACAACGCAACUUACUGAUAUUUCUCCAGUAAUUAGCUGCCUUUGCGAGCAUUUCGCUUGGUCGUUAAGCUUAAGAGCAGAGAGAGGCCUUUCAUACGUGUCAGUACAUUGAUCAUGGCUUCGUUCACUCAACCCGAAGACGACUCAGUUCCGACCACCGGGUCAACUCGCCCAUUCGACGACGAUGGUUACCUAGGCUACGACCCCCGCCUCCCCUCCGUACGAUUCGACUCCUUCGUCGCCACUAACUUUGCCGACUCGGAGUCGGUCAAGGAUUCGGCCACUGACUCGCCGCUCUUCCACGGCUCCGCCGUAGAUGACUCGUACGCCGCUCAGCAGGCUACGGAGGGCCUUUCUCCUCCUUCGAUCUACCCUGAAUCGAACGGCCAGGGUUUCGAUGGAGGGUUCGGCGAAUCCAACGAUCCGAUUUUGCCGCCUCCGUCGGAUAUGCUGCCUGAGGAAGGCUUUGCUCUCAGAGAGUGGAGGAGACAGAAUGCAAUUGAGCUGGAGGAGAAGGAGAAGAGGGAAAAGGAGUUGUUAAACCAAAUAAUUGAGGAAGCAAAUGAAUUCAAGAUUGACUUCUACCAGAAGAGGAAGAUCACUUGUGAGAAUAACAAAGCUGCUAACAGGGAAAGGGAGAAGCUGUUCCUCGCCAGUCAAGAGAAGUUCCAUGCUGAGGUAGACAAGAACUACUGGAAGGCAGUUGCAGAUCUCAUUCCCAAUGAGGUGCCAGCUAUAGAGAAGAAGAGAGGGAAGAAGGAUCAGGAAAAGAAACCUUCCAUUAUCGUGGUACAAGGUCCAAAGCCUGGAAAGCCAACUGAACUUUCAAGGAUGAGGCAGAUACUUUUAAAAUUGAAGCAUAAUACGCCUCCCCACCUUAAGCCUACACCCCCAGCACCAGCCCCUGCUAAUGAUGCUAAACCCAGUAGUUCUUCUGCUCCACCCAAGGCUGCUGCUGUGGUUGCUGCCCCUGAGGCUGUAGUUGCUGCUGCAUAAUUUUACUGGCCAUCUUUGUCAGGAUUAUUUCGUAGUAACCAAGUACUUUCAUUGCAGUAUUGUGGAGUUUUUCUUGCUGAACAUAUUUCUGAUGGAUAUAUUCAGUUCUAAAAUUGUGUUUUAUAUGUACAAAAGUGAAUUAGAAUCCAAAUUUUAUAUUAUUUCAUUUUCAGCAGGUCUAGUAA